This is a messenger RNA of Acytostelium subglobosum LB1, 1323 nucleotides long. RefSeq lists its product as hypothetical. The coding region runs from base 1 to 1323 and encodes 440 amino acids. NCBI's taxonomy places the organism in Eukaryota, Evosea, Eumycetozoa, Acytosteliales, Acytosteliaceae. The record is from RefSeq and is a predicted model, not a curated record. The transcript has 4 exons. Gene Ontology annotation, molecular function: 4-hydroxyphenylpyruvate dioxygenase activity. Gene Ontology annotation, biological process: L-tyrosine catabolic process.
AUGGAACCAUUUACUGAUGAUAUAUACAUAAAGACAAUUGAUUAUAUUGAGUUCUGGGUUGGCAAUGCCAAGUCCUUCAUAAAGUGCUUCUUGCAACCACUGAACUACCAUCCGGUCGCCAUCAGACGCACUGAGAAGCGUGUCCAGUUCUUGUUGGUCAACUCACCCCAACUGGCCUACUUCAAGAUCAUCGAUGGCGCUCACUUGGAGUCAACAUGCUUCAUUGUUACCGCUGCGACCAGUGAGCUCGACACAGAGUUCCACAACAUGCGCCAAGCACACAAUGGUGACUUUAUCAAGAGCAUCGCAUUCAACUGCACAGACGUGGACCUCUGCUUUGAUCGUGCUGUUGCCGGUGGCGCAAAGCCGGUCCAACAACCAUGCAGCCCAUUCCAAUCGAUACGCACAGCGACCAUCACAUCACCAUUCUUUGACGUGGACCAUGUGUUCAUCAGGCGCACACUUCAACUGACCCAGCAUCAGAUUCACAACCCUUUGAUGCUGUUCCCCGACUUUGUGGAACUGUCUCGCACAAUGCCAAACACAUUCUCCAAGACCCAAAUGCCCUCGGCGCCAACGACGCUGUCACUGGAUCACGUGGCCACAUGUGUCAAGAAUGGACAACUUAUGGAGUGCAUCAAAUGGUACAAUCAAUGUCUUGGUUUCAAACUCAUGGAGAUCAUAAAGGAUGGAGAUGUACCGCGUGACAAUGACGACCAAAAGUUGAUCGAGUCAGAGAACUACUUCAACGUCUCUGUUGGAGAGGACAUUGGACUUCGCAUGGCUGUCAUUUCCAAUCAACCCGCCAGCAUGGUCACCUUCACAUUGCCCUCCAUCAUGUGGGUGAUCAGUGAGGCAGCAGUAGGUGGCAAGGGUCAAGUGGAGCAGUUUGUCAAGUUCAAUGGAGGCUCUGGCAUACAACAUUUGGCAUUCCUCACCAAUGAUAUAUUUAAGGCGGUCGACUACGCCAGACAUAACUUGAUGGAGUUCAUCGAGGCACCAGACUACUAUUACAACAAUCUUUCCAAGCGUGAGGAGUUGAAGAAGGUCCUGUCACACAUGGACAUGACUGUGAUCGAUGAUCUUAAGACACACAAGGUGUUGCUGGAUUCAGAGAAUUCCAGUGCCCCUGAUGCCAAAGAGAGUUAUAUUUUACAAAUAUUCACUAAGCCUAUAUGUGAUACACCAACCUUUUUCUUUGAAGUCAUAUCGAGAGAGAAUGCACUUGGAUUUGGAAAGGGCAACAUAAAGGCAUUGUUUGAAGCUGUUGAGAUGUCACAGCAUAGGGAGCUCAAUGAGAUCCGUGAGGUCCCUCGAGAAUGA